Molecule: messenger RNA, 1957 nt
Organism: Xyrauchen texanus (razorback sucker)
Lineage: Eukaryota; Metazoa; Chordata; Actinopteri; Cypriniformes; Catostomidae
Gene: rac1a
Product: Rac family small GTPase 1a
Exons: 6
Coding region: 286-864 (192 amino acids)
Biological process (GO): regulation of actin cytoskeleton organization; motor neuron axon guidance; establishment or maintenance of cell polarity
Cellular component (GO): cytoskeleton; cytoplasmic vesicle; dendritic spine
Molecular function (GO): protein kinase binding; GTPase activity; GTP binding
Source: RefSeq, a predicted model, not a curated record
GUUCGGGACGGGACAGGACAGGACGAGUGUGUGUGUGUGCGCGCGUCUGUGCGGACCGGGAUCUGAGAUUUUUGGGUGGUGGCUGUUUGUUUAACUUGCGCAAAUGCGCUGGAAUGCGGUCGACUAGCUAACUUUACUCCGUCAAGAUUAAGUGCAAUUCCAAAUUUGUCCUCGACUUUUCUCGAGCACGCGCUUGUUUCACUGUGGACUCGUCGUGUUUUCCCGGUCACAGCAACUUUUAUUGAUUCAUUUACUGACUGAGCUGAAGGCUAACGGCAUACACAGAUGCAGGCCAUAAAGUGUGUGGUGGUGGGGGACGGGGCUGUGGGAAAAACAUGCCUUCUGAUCAGCUACACAACCAAUGCUUUCCCUGGAGAGUACAUCCCGACUGUGUUUGACAAUUAUUCUGCUAAUGUGAUGGUGGAUGGGAAGCCAGUAAAUCUGGGACUGUGGGAUACAGCAGGACAGGAGGAUUACGACAGGCUUCGACCACUGUCCUACCCUCAGACGGAUGUGUUCUUGAUCUGUUUCUCUCUUGUGAGUCCAGCCUCGUUUGAGAAUGUCCGUGCAAAGUGGUAUCCAGAGGUCAGACAUCAUUGUCCCAACACUCCCAUUAUUCUUGUUGGGACUAAACUUGAUCUGAGAGACGACAAGGACACGAUUGAAAAGUUGAAAGAGAAGAAACUCACUCCGAUUACCUACCCUCAAGGCCUCGCUAUGGCCAAAGAAAUAGGAGCUGUUAAGUAUCUGGAGUGCUCAGCCUUAACACAGCGUGGUCUUAAGACGGUGUUUGAUGAAGCCAUCCGUGCUGUACUGUGCCCGCCCCCGGUGAAGAAAAGAAAGCGGAAGUGUUUACUCCUCUGAAUUGACUGCAAACAGCAGCAGUUGCAAUCUGAGCUCACCUGAGAGGAGAACAAUGGAGGCGGGGAUUGUGGAAAAUGUGUGUUGGGGAAGGAGUGUUCUGCACAGUGUAUACAUACAGAUAUUUCUCUCUCUUGCAUUGUAAUUAGUUUCACAACUAACUAGCUAUUAAGAAGCCUGAGUAUUUGCUUCCGAGAGAUGUGGAGCAGCAUCCGUAGCUGUUUCCCUUGUACACUAAGAAAUUCCUGCUGCCUUCCAAUUAUGUACUUUUAUUUUCCCCGUUUUUACUUUAAGAACUAAAUACUCUUUUCAGUUUGUCCCUCUGUGAGCCCAUAUAUUUUGUUUAAAGUCUGCAUUUGUGUAGAAAAUGAAUUCUUGCCUAAAGUAAAACCUACAAAUAAUGGAUUUUAAUUUGCUAACACUAACUAUCUCAUUGUUUUUCUAAAGACAGGGUUAAUCAUGCAUGCCUGCAAGAAAAAGAGAUUGCAUUAAUUUUGAAGGAACUAUUUUACAAGUGGACAGUUGAACAAAGCAGAGAAACGGUUAUUGGGUCCUAUGUUGUGGUUCCCAUGCUAUAGAAUUUAUUUUGUUUAACUAAAUAAUAAAUGUACGUAGUUAAAAUACAAAUAUCAGCAAUGUGUUGUCAGCAUAUAGCAUAUUUUCACUAGUUUAUUUUAAUAUUCAGAAUGACACAACUGUUUAAUCUCUAUUGUAGUCAGUCUUUUGGAGGAGUUUGGCAGUGUUUUAUCCAUUUUACAGUCCCUCAGUAUUGUAUUUAGACCGAUAUACCAGUGCCUAGUAUCAGACCAGGAUUUGUUGGAAGACUGAGCAUGCCAUUUGAACCUUAAAUUAGAUGUCUCUACAAAGUGGAUUAACAGUAAUUAAAAAGAUGAAAACUAUAGAAAUGGUUUGAUUUUAGGGAACAGACAUCAAAAGUGUUAAACUUCAAAUUGGUCUUUAAACAGUUUAAAGGGAAAUGGUUGUGAUUUGCUACAUAUAAUGUUUAAUUUCUUUGUGUAACACAAACAGUUCUGUUUCAAAUGCCAUUUGAACUACUUUAUUCAUGCAUUCUCCACUAAAGCUACAAUGUUUUAAC